Molecule: messenger RNA, 837 nt
Organism: Alternaria ventricosa
Lineage: Eukaryota; Fungi; Ascomycota; Dothideomycetes; Pleosporales; Pleosporaceae
Exons: 1
Coding region: 1-837 (278 amino acids)
Biological process (GO): riboflavin biosynthetic process
Molecular function (GO): 5-amino-6-(5-phosphoribosylamino)uracil reductase activity
Source: RefSeq, a predicted model, not a curated record
AUGACAGCUCCAGUACGAGACGCGUUACAAUUUCCAGCUUCUGAUAGCCAGCACAUAGAAGGCUACCUACCUCAUGACUCGCCUGUACCACUUCCACCUUACGUACACGUCGCUAAGCCUUUCGUCACAUUAACCUUCGCUACUUCUCUCGACAGCCAAUUAGCCAUCGCACCUGGUGUGCAGACAGCGCUAUCUGGCCCGCAAUCCAAGGCCAUGACCCAUUUCCUCAGAUCAAGACACGAUGCUAUUCUGAUUGGUGUUGGAACAGCUAUUGCCGACAACCCAUCACUAAACUGUCGAAUCGAGGGCGUAGGUGGAUAUGGCGGAGAAGGGCUCGUUGGCCAACCAAGACCAGUCGUCGUAGAUCCCCGCGGGCGCUGGCAGUUUAGCGAAGAGAGCAAGGUGAUGAGAUUAGCCAAGGAGGGCAAGGGGAAGGCACCUUAUAUUGUGACCAGCGUGGAGCCGUCCAGUUACCAACGAAAGAUACUUGAAAGUGUAGGUGGCGAGUAUUUGAUACGGUCUCCGGGGGACAUUGCUGCAGCUGGUUCGACGUGGCAUAUUAUCCUCGAUGCUUUGGCGCACCGAGGUAUAAAGAGCGUGAUGAUUGAGGGCGGUGGUUUUGUCAUCAAUGAUAUACUGGGGCCUGGUCCUGCCUAUUCUCUAGUCGACUCGGUCAUUGUUACAAUUGCGCCUACAUGGCUGGGAAGAGGCGGUGUACAGGUCUGUCCGGAUGGUGGCUCAGAACGAUUGCCCAUCACAAGAUUGAAAGAAACGAAAUGGAUCCCGCUCGGAGAAGAUGUCGUGCUCUGUGGGCGACCAGAUAAAACUCUUCGAUAG